Cylicocyclus nassatus is the source of this 2643-nucleotide messenger RNA. The record is from the annotation of a GenBank genome assembly. Lineage: Eukaryota; Metazoa; Nematoda; Chromadorea; Rhabditida; Strongylidae.
AAGAGUUGCACUUUCAGGUAUGCACUCCUCACGAACUCGUUUUUCUGUCCCUAAUCCUCAUCAGGCGUAUAAUUUCCGCCUUGAUGAAAUUGACGAAGAGAACGAGCCACAUGUUAAUGAAGACGCGGUGUCGCCUAGACGUGGUUCGCGAGAGGAAUAUGCUGAUAACGCGGCCAAUACUAGAAGAUCAGGCUCUGUGAGAAGUCCACCUUUUGAUUCUGCAAUUGCCGCAAGAAGCAGUAUUUCGAAAUACCCUGUUCUUGAGAGGAAUCAAUUACGCACACGUUGUAGGGACAUCAUGCAGGAAAAAUCCUCCAAAAUCUUCAUCGACCGUUUGGAAAAGGAGGGAUAUUUGAGAUGGAGCACUUUGAAUAAACUCGAAAAACGUCUGGUUGACUACAAUCCAGCGUUUUUUCAGUUGUCCAUAGAUCUUCCAGACUUUGUCGAACCACGGGUGAGCAUGAUCAGAACUCCGCACCCAGAGCAGGUAGACGUCACGGGAAGCAAAGGUGGUUUACGCGCUGCUAUUGACGAAGAUUUCGCAUGGCUGCCAGACGCGACAUUCACGUUCGAUGCCCAGAAGUGCGGGUUUCGAGAGUGUGCUAUCAUGGCAUUUACACCUCCACGUUGUUUUAUAAUGUGCGAUGAGGUGGGCACAGAACUCGAAGAACGUGUGGAUGCUAUUAGUGAUGACUUAAGGGCUUUUUACUCAAAGUCUCUUCAUCGAGCAAGUGACAAUAUUGAUGUCCGCCCUGGUGUCGCGUUGGUCGGACUUCGUGGCGACACGUUCUUGCGUAUAGUGGUUCUGGAAGCUGACAUUCAUAUAAGUACAAAAGUACGCUGUUCAUGCAUGGACCGCAAUGCAAUCUACUCUUUCGAUCGUGAUGAGCUUUUUCCACUGCCCGAUAAGUUUUCAGCAGAAAAACUGCCUGUGAAUAUUUUCUUGGCUCGCUUUCGCGGAACUCACUUCGUCUACAAGGAGAAGUACGAUGAAAUAAUCGAGGGAUUAUGUCAGCCAAACAAGGAUGAAGGAUUAGUGGCAUUCGUAACCUGUGCCGUGUAUGGUCUAGCACCGGAUGGUCUUGUCAUUAUCGAUGCGACCAUGCCGAAUGGUGGUUGGGUGAGCUCCGUUCUGGUCAGAUCGGGACUAGUGGCAGCAAUGGCUAGAGAUCCUAACAUCGCAUGGUCUUCAGAACAAGCAGAGCAGGCAAUCAAAUCGAAACACGAGAAGGAAAUGCUUUCCAACAGCGUCAUAUGUGAGGAAGUCUCGGAUGAUCAAAAGAACGAGGGCAUGAGUGAAAGCGGUGCAGAUAUUGCUGAAUCUGUAGAGUCCGAAUGUGACGUUCCUGUUAAAGAAGCAGUAGUACCUGACGAAAUGUCUGAAAAUGAGUCGAAAUACGAUUAUUAUGACGACAGUGGAAAUGCCAAGGAGGAAAUGCGCGAAGAGUUCGAAAAAAUGAGGGAGGAAGUGCUGAGUGGAUCGUCAAAUGCGUCAAGCACUUACGAGAUCCAUCCUAGUACCAGCAGUGUCGGCCACCCAGAGGAUGAAGUGAAGGUCAAACGAGAAUCCUGCGCCAUUGAAGCGGUACCACCGUGUGCAGAUUAUGCAAGAGAGGAGGUAGAAAGUGAACACUCUCAAGACGAAGAAGUGGAGAGUGAACACUCUCAAGACGAAGAAGUGGAUGAACACUCUCAAGAUGAAGACCAUGAUGUUGUUGAAGAAAAGUCUCCAAAACGUAUCUCGCCUGCUGCUGAAGAGAGCAUCGAAAACAUCAAAAUUAAAGAGGCUAACGAUGAGGAGGAAAUCGAGCAGUUGGAGUCGAAGAUGCAAGACCUCAGGGCUAGUGAAGAGCUCGGCACCGAGGCACAGGAGGCUGGGGAAGCACCGGAGGUAGAAUAUAGCCAUCCUGGAAGUCCUCCCCCUUCUUCUGAUGGAGAGACUGUGGAAGAAGCGACUAGUGAUGAGCUUGGGUUAAAAAAUGCACUGGAAGCUUACUUAUCAGUGCGUCAGCUCUCGAAAGAAUCGUCGCGAUUCAAAGCUGCGAUGGAUGCCUCAAUUCUCUCUGCUAUCAAUUGCGCUAGUGGUAUAUUCAUUAGCAAAAUGGUGGAUGAUGGCAACUAUGGUGAAGAUAUGGGCGCCCAGGUCCGUUCUAGAUCUGAACUGGAGUUCGUUAAGAUGAUUCAAAUGCUUGGGCAGAAGCCAAAAAACUGAUGUUCUUCCGCUCCAUCACAUGAGCAUAUAGUUGUAUAUAGCAUACUCUUUUUCUUGUUGUGAAUUUACAUAGAGUCUCUGAAUUUCGAGCGUGAGCUUUUUAUCCAACAGAGCUUCAGAACAUCUUACGGUAGCUCAGACACCCUCUGGGGGACCAUCUAAAGUUCACAAUAUUUUUGCUCUGGACAUCCUGCCACGUCGAGUUUAUAAUCGUACCUAGUACUCUAUUUUGUCUGUUGUAUUUUUUUCUUGUUGUUUAUAUCAUUCUUACCUUGAAGAUCUUCUAAACAUUAUCACUAUAAGAAGCUACGAUAAUUAUAAGAUAUAUGUUGUUGACUCUUGUUUAGUUGUUAAAAUAUCCUAUUAACUCGCUAUUUCUUUUUGCAUGUUGUUAAUUAUCUCAAUGUUGUAAUAAAUGAAUUUUUUCUUUG